Ectocarpus sp. CCAP 1310/34 is the source of this 2199-nucleotide messenger RNA. The record is from the annotation of a GenBank genome assembly. Lineage: Eukaryota; Phaeophyceae; Ectocarpales; Ectocarpaceae.
AUGGUCCUGACUCCCAAGGCCCUUCUCCAACUCAUGAACCAGGCCGUGUCGCUAUGCUCCCCACAGCGCAUGGAACAGGGCACGUCACGCGCCCACCUGGUGGGAGUCAUGCGGCAGAGUCGGAACCUGCUCCAGCAGCACCCGAUAGACUCCCACGCGCCCGGCUCCCAGCAGAUGCGCCUGCGCGGGGAACUGUGUCAGGACUGCUUCCGCAAUUUCGUCACGACCUUGGACCAGAACGCGCCCUUCUUCGACCAAGGCGGCAGCCCCCCCCAAGGCACCGUCGUGUCGGUGUUGCAGUUGUCGUCGCGGCGGUUGGCGCCGGGACAGGACACCUUCACGCGCCAAGCCAAACGGCGGAGCUCCUCCAUGGCGCUGCUGGACGACGGCGCCGUUCACCUGCCCCUGCAGGAUUGCCGCGACUCCGCUACGGACCCGGAUACGGAGGACACGGACGCCCAGGUUGGGGAGUUUGACGGCCCCCGAUACCGGCCUCGGGCGGCAACUGCGGCCCUCUGCGCACCGCACGACAAUCGCCCGCGCGCCGACCGCAACACGUUGGCACCACCCGACUUGCGGAAGCGAGGGUGUGCGCCCCAAGCCGGCGUCCCGGAUGACGACGCGAGCGAUUCACGGCGCCCGCGGACGCCCGACGGCCCGCUGCCACCCGCUGCCUGGGGACCGCCUGCCGACCGCGGACACUCCACCAGCGACCGGCGGUUGCCACCGGAUGCACCGGCACCCGACGCCGACCAGAAGACGAUCCAAGAGUUCAUUACGACCAUGCCAAGAGUCUGCGUUAACCACGGCUGCCGCACCACCGUCUUGCUCGACACCGGGGCACCGGGGGGGGUCGUACGCCCCGGUGGCGCUAGUCCAGGCGGCGGAGCGCACCGAGAAUGGGACCGACGCAUCGUCGCCAGGCGAGGGCGAGGCCUCCUUCGCGCUGUCAUCCCCAGUGACAGCGGCGUUGCAUCAACGUCGAUCAUCGGCACGGCCAUACUGCCGCUGGUCUUUCCGCCGGUGGACCUCGUCUUCCGCGCGUGCGGGAUGGAGGACGGAAGCUCGCUGCGGUGGCCGAUGGUCCUGGCCCACAAACAGGACUUCGCGGGGAGGGUCAGCGCCGAGGUGGAGGCGCUGCUGCCAGGACCCCAGUCACACGCGGCCCAACUGCUGGUAGUCUUCCCUUUCGGACCUUUCGACUUGGAGAGCGACGCUGAGAUCGGCGUCGCCAAGGGGGUUCAAUGGUGGACCCCAGGCACCGCGUCGAAGAUCAAGCUCGUGAACCGCGCCACGGGCCCCAAGACCGUCGGACAAGGUGUGCAGGUAGCCACGGCGUACGGCACCAACUGCGACGACCUGAAGCGGACGUUUCUCCUCAAGGAACCCGCGCCAACGCUGCUCAUGCUUGCCCCGCCGCCCGCGACGCACCGCGUUGCCGUCGACUACCGCCCCCUCAAUGAUGUCACUAAGGAUGAUGACGGGGGGCUCGGCGCUUUGGCGACGAUGCACCGCCGCACUAAUGGUAGCAAUUUCUUCAUGCUACUCGAUUUGCCCUCGGCUUACCACCAGCUCUCCAUCAAGGAAGCCGACUGCUACAAGAUGGCCUUCAUAUACGCUCGGGGGCCGCUGUACGGGUUCACGCGUUGCGGCUUCGGCCUCACGAUGAUCCCCGCCGUCUUCUCGGCCCACCUGGGCGACGCCCGUCGCCCGGUCGAAGCUCGAGGCGGCAUCACCGCCUGGUGGCAUACCUCUGCUCGAAAAUUCGCGGUCGCGUCGAAGGGUGGCGGGUCGGUAUCCUCCCGUGGCGUCGGAGGCGUCAACGUCCGGAGCGGCACACCGUCGAGCACUGGUCCCGCCGGGCCCUGGUUGCCCACCGGGCGGGAGGUGUCGUCAGGGAAGGAUGCGUCGACUUGCGGUUCUGGUGUUCCAAGGAGGGCCGCGUCGAACGCUGGCUGGACAACAUCCUGUUGCACCGUGGACGAGCACGUUGCACUCAUCGAGGAGAUUUUCGACCUUCUCCACGAGGCGGGGUACUCGGUGCACUUCAAGAAGUGCAUGCUCGGCUUGUCGGAGGGGGAACUCCUGGGAGCCAUGGUCGGCAGAUCGGGCGUGCGGCCGACGCCAUCCAAGAUCAAGGCCGUGGAGGAAAUGGAGAUACCGGCGACGGACGGGGAGGUGCGGUCGCUCCUAGGCUGA